AUGGUUCACCAUCUGACGAUACUCCAGCAACAACUCCCAAUUCAGUUGGAGAUCGUUGUGCCUAUGUACCAUCUGGUCUCUUCGCUAUUGGCUGCUCUAACUAUCAGAGAUACAUUCAAUGUUCUAAUGGGGUUGCCACGGUCAGAUCUUGUUCUGCUUCGUUGUAUUUCGACCAAGGGAGCGAAUCUUGCAUCUUCAGGGAUCAAGUUCCAGAAUGUCAAUCUACUACCGAAGCAAGUCGAGAUGAAACUACCACUUCGGGAUAUGGGUACACUGCUGAAUAUCCUUAUUAACAGUCUAGUACUGCCGUCUCCGAGGAACAAUCAUCAACUACACCUGGAUAUGAUAGUACCAACGAUUCCAAGGAUCAACCAAGAACAUAUGCUCCUUCUGUUGUUCCUUAUAAUCCAUCUGUUUCUGAGAAAGAAAUGGAUGAACCAGAAGAUGCCUGCGCUGGAUUGUCGGAUGGGACUCACGGUCAAGUCGAUUCCGUCACUUGCCCACUGGGACAAGGAUCUAUCAGUUCAAUAUUGUCGGACGUUCAGUCAGAUUCCACCUCAAGCAUGUGAUCAAGGAAAGACUACUACAGAUGCUGGACUCGCCCAGCCACUGCCACCUUGGAAGAUGUACUGUCAACCACUCAGGCCACAAUCACAACUUCUGUCGGUAAAGAUGAGGCAGAUGUAUCGUAUACGACUGAUAGGUUAUACCACAACAGCUUCGUACAAAGAAGAAUCUUCUAGUGUUACAACUUAUGGAGAAUCGACAACUCCAACAGAGGAUACCACUACAGAGUUUGCCAGUGAUUCUUAA
Molecule: messenger RNA, 813 nt
Organism: Caenorhabditis remanei
Lineage: Eukaryota; Metazoa; Nematoda; Chromadorea; Rhabditida; Rhabditidae
Exons: 4
Coding region: 1-813 (270 amino acids)
Source: RefSeq, a predicted model, not a curated record